ACUUCUAAGAUACAAUAAACCGGUGUACGAACCGAGUAAAUCUCCUGGAGCAUUUAGGAUGAAGUGGCAAACGGGGUCCAGAAUUCUGAAGCGCCUGCUUACUAAUCCCGAGUCAUUGGACCUUUCUCGGAAAUCGAAAACGGCGACCAUACCGAAGAUGCUGACAGUCGAACAAGUCACAGAUAGCAUCCAAGGAAUUCCAUUCGUAUACAAGGGUCUCUUUGGGAUUCUCAUUGGAACAUUGGAUAAAAUCCCGACUUAUGGAGGUAUCCUAUCUUUUUCGAGUAUUUUAUCGACUAUCCGGUUGGCUAUUCAAGGCGCAGAUCCAUGGGUGCAAGCCUACAUGCACUCCCCCAUGAUCCGCGUUCCCUCAAUAUUAGGAUGGAGGGUUGUUGUCCAGCAUCAGUUCUUUAACGAGGUUAUCAGAGCACCAGAAGACGUGCUUUCAUUUGAGGACUUCAUUGCGGAUCAUCGUAUUGGACCUGAAUCUUCUUCACCUGCUCUAUUAGAAUGGAAAGAAGUCGUGGCGUUUGAUUGG
Messenger RNA from Acaulospora colombiana, 538 nucleotides. NCBI's taxonomy places the organism in Eukaryota, Fungi, Glomeromycota, Glomeromycetes, Diversisporales, Acaulosporaceae. The record is from the annotation of a GenBank genome assembly.